AGUCUCAAAAUUAUCCAUGAAAACGUCUCUCACAGAUUUCAACCAAUCGUAUCACGAAUAAAUUUCUACAUAAUAUGGCGGGAAAAUGAAACCCAAUAUUGCGGGAAAUUGAAAAGGAGAAUUAAAAGCGUCGAAAAGGAACUAACACACGAAGUACAGAUGACUAACAUGGAAACAAGGCAUCACCUCAAACGGCGUUGUCAGUCCUCGCCAAGGAAAUCUGCAAGAAUAGGCCUUGACUUUGGAGAAAGUCCAUCUCCCAAGAAAAGGAGGGUUGAAGUUAAACCAAGCAAGAAGGCAGAUGUUGAUUCAUUCACUACUCGCACCUUCUAUGGGAAAAGAGAGAAAACGCAUUUUCCCCACUCACCUAAACGACGAAGAGCCGUUGACAAGGUUUUAGAAAAGUUGUCAGAUGAAAAUACAGAUCCAGAUAGUGAUAUGAUAAAUAAACAGGCAACAAAAGCUCAUUUUGACUUUCAUUCGUCUGGUUCAGCAGAGAGCGACACUGAUCAGAAUCACUCAGUUUUAAAACAGAGACAUCAAAAACAGUCUGCCAGUACUAAGAAAGUACCUCUAAAUGUUACAUCAGUGAAAAAAACUGCUCAGAACAGAAAAAGCUUAUUACCGAACUCUACUGGCAAAUUACCAGAUAAUCGUUCUGUGGACCCACAGACACCAGUGUAUAAUGGCAAACGAUUUUUUAAAACCAGAACACCCGGGUCUGCUGAUCGAUCAUUUGGAAGAAUGGUGAUACAAAAAGGAUUUGACAUAAAGUUUAUUGCCAAAAGAGGCACUUCCAAAUCUUUAACUCCAAAAUUGGACAAAAAAACAGGAAAUACUUUUAAAAGUGCCUCCAAAACAAAAUCAGUUGAGAAAGUGAAGGCUUCAGAAGCACAUCCCUUUAUGAAAUACUCGCCUUUAAAGACUGAUGGCACAGAGGCCGGUGAGGAGGUUGAUAAUCCUGCCCAGGACAAGGAAAACAUCACUGUAUUAAGCAAACAAGCUGCAGAUAAGGCUGAUUCUGGUGUGGACACGGCCAAUUCUGCCGAUAUGAUCAGUUCUCAUGAGAUAGACACGGGAAUAAAUAACAGUAUCAGCACCGACUCUGAACAGGAUGUUGGUAACAUUUUUGAAGAUGACGAUGAUGGGAGUAUCUCGUUGAUUUCCACCAAUUUCUACAAUGAAGACUGCAUGGCAGGUAGUGAAGAUCUGUUCUCUACUCCAGGGAGCAUCAUGAAGAAUAACUCUGAAGAUAACAGGAGUGAUGUUGACCAAAUGUCAGAUACUGGCUUGAACACAGAGUCUCCUUCCAUGUCUGAAAUUACUCCUGUGUAUUCCAAAACAAACAGUCCUGCAAAAAAACUGUCAGGGAAUUCCAAAUCAAGUCCAAGGCUUUUCCCGAUUUUCAUGAAAGCAGCAAGCGCAUCACAAAAUUCUAGUCAAUCAAAUAAUCUGAGAGCGAGCACAUCUCCAGGAAGCAGCAGGAGCUCCCCGGGAUCUGGUGUGAACACGCCCCUGCUCAGAUAUGUACGCAGCAAGGACACUAUGGAACAAAUGACCAUUGAUGCGGGUCAGGUGCGCCGGUAUGGGGCGACCCAGUGUGAGGUGUGUGGUAUGGUGUACACCCAGUCUGAGCCUGCAGACGAGACCAUGCACCUCAAGUUCCACCAGAGCCUCCUCAAUGUCCUCAAGUUCCCGGGAUGGAAGAAAGAGAGAACAGUACAGGAGUAUCUGGAGACAGGAUCUCGGGUCAUCGUGGUCAAGGCAGAGGAUCCAAAAUACGCUAAAAAGAAGGUAGAGGACAUCCUGAAGGUGAUGGGUCAGGAACUGGGCUAUGCAGAGGCCAGCAUGGGCUUCAAGGAAGAUCACAUGGCGUUCCUCUACAUAUCUGACAACAGGAAGGUGGAGGGUUGCUGUGUGUGCCAGCCUAUCCAAGAGGGCUACCGGGUGAUUGUGGAGUCCCAGGCCUCCUCUGGCAGCCAUCAGUCAGCCCAGCGCCCCUGGUACUGCAGUGAGACCCCUGAGCGCGCCAUGCUUGGGGUCAGCCGUAUCUGGGUCCAUAGUCAGGCACGCAGGAAAGGCAUUGCAACCAAACUGCUCGACUGUGUUCGCCAAUGGUCCAUGUAUGGCACACAAAUACCCAAGAGCAUGCUGGCGUUCUCAGAUCCCACCAACGAUGGCAAAGUGCUUGCCACCAAGUACACUGGCACUUCCAAGUUCCUCGUCUAUAAGUACCAAUAAGUAAUCCAGCCUUGGCUUAGAACAAUGUUUGAAGAGACGUAAUUGGCUGUAUACUGACUUAAACAAAAUGUGUGAUGAUAGUUUUUUCAAAAUGUCACAUUUGCAAUUGCUCGAUUGAUUUGUUGAAAUUUCGAAACUGAACUGGUUCAGCCUUGGUAUAUUCCAUGUUUGUCUUAAUGUGUAAUGUUUAAAAAAAACAUAGGAUGUAUUAUUACAGAAUAACACAUGGGAUAACAGUUGAUAUGGUUAUUUUUUGCUUUCAGACUAUUUUAUUUGUAUUGGCUGUAUUUUUUUAAUAAAGCCUUUUGGUUGUGAACCUACAAUUAAUUGGAAAAUCUGUUUAUGUAUGGGUGGUAAACAAACGACAACAAUAUCAUAUUUUAAGAAUGUUUGCAUAAUCGUUAUUACAUGUAUUAAGCUGGCCUUAGGCUUGCUUCUGUAUUCACUUACUGAACAUUAUUGAUGAAAUAUUGUAGGAUUUUACAACUUGUGUCAGCUCCUGUAAGGUUUUCUUUUCAGUUGUGUAGAUUGAUUAUUUACCCAAAUCAUGAAAAUUAAUGUCUGAGAUAGUCUAUUUACACUUUAAUUGGUGCCUGGGUAUAACCUUGGUAAAUGUUUGUUCCAAAAUAAAUAGAACUAUACUUACGCUUUCUGGGUCAUUUAAAGGGCUACUUACCAUUGCCUAUAUACCUGCCAAGUAGCAGAAUAUUUUUCUGUUCUUUGAAUUUUUAGGUUUAUUAUUAAGUUUAUUAUCUACUUCAUUUACUCAAUUAAUUCUUCUUCAGGGUUUGUAUAAGGUCUCUGGCCAAGGCCCUUAACUCUGGAAAGAUGUUGCAAAGAAUGCCUAUGUCCGUCUGCAGCAUUUAGCUGGUAGACACUCUGAAGCCUCAAAUGUUUGUGAAACUUGGUCAGAACAUUCAUCUCAAUGAUAUCACCACAGAGUUGAAACCAGUUUUACUCCGUGCCUGGCUGUGGGGCCAGUAGACUGAUAUGGCUGGUCUCAUUUUACCCAGCCGUCACAAAAUUUGGUUAAAACAUUUGAAUAUCUUGACCAAGUUGGCAAAUGUUACCACUAUUUAAAAGCAGGGAAUGGCUCUGUCCUUAUAUGUUGUCAAACACUGCAUUUUAACCAAACAUCUUGUUAAAAACAUUUGUUAGUUUUUUUCUUGACAUCCGGUAAAAGGCAUUUUCAAUUGUUUAAUGUCAAAUAAUUACAUGUAUUAUUAACUACCAUUUCAAUAUUGUAUGCUCAUUUUGAAGGUGCAUGAUGAGCAGCCCAGGGCCCUCUUGUAUAUGUAAACGUGCGUGCUUUUAAUCAAUAUGGAUACGUUGGUUUGCAAGCCUCGUGUGAAGAUUGAAUUAUAUAUUUAUUAAUCUAUAAAGAUAGAUUCAGUACUUUGUUUUUGCUAAUUUGUAUUUGUUUUGAUAUCAAAUAAAAUUUGAAAUGUA
This is a messenger RNA of Dreissena polymorpha, 3690 nucleotides long. RefSeq names its product N-acetyltransferase ESCO2-like. Bases 160 to 2241 code for a protein of 693 amino acids. NCBI's taxonomy places the organism in Eukaryota, Metazoa, Mollusca, Bivalvia, Myida, Dreissenidae. The record is from RefSeq and is a predicted model, not a curated record. Gene Ontology annotation, molecular function: protein-lysine-acetyltransferase activity. The transcript is spliced from 10 exons. Gene Ontology annotation, cellular component: chromatin; nucleus. Gene Ontology annotation, biological process: mitotic sister chromatid cohesion.